Psilocybe cubensis is the source of this 1428-nucleotide messenger RNA. RefSeq lists its product as uncharacterized. Lineage: Eukaryota; Fungi; Basidiomycota; Agaricomycetes; Agaricales; Agrocybaceae. The coding region runs from base 1 to 1428 and encodes 475 amino acids. The transcript has 2 exons. The record is from RefSeq and is a predicted model, not a curated record.
AUGUUCAAGCACCGACCUCUCAACCUAGAUUUGACCAACUCUCGCGCGGAGAAGCCUGCGGCCCUCCGCGAGACCGGAAGAGACGCGUUUUUACCCUGCAAAACCCCCACUUCCGCAGGCUUUCUCAACAGACUCAAGUUCCUACCCAACUCCAUGACCAAAGAAGAGUUUAUGCAGACUUUGGACCCGUCUCACGACGAAGAAACGCGGCGCAGCAUAGCAUUUCUUUAUUCAGGUUCAUUUUAUGAUGAUACACCUUACGGUGAUCAUUCUCACCUAGCUCCUCCCCCACUUCCAUACUUCUCUAUAUCAACAAGUUUACCUAUCAUCGAUGAUUCCAACGUCGCUGCGGAGGCAACCCUAGAUGAACCAGAAAUCGUGGUCGCAGACAAGAAGCCGAAGUUGGUCUACGACUACGCGCGACAAUACGCCAUCGAACAUGGUGUCUGGCCCAAAGUUAGCGUUUUCAACGACAGCUAUAUUCCCGAGGAGAUGUACGAAUCCGACACCACCGAAGGGUCAGGAGACUCCGGUGCAGACGCUGAUGGAGAGGCCGACGACGAAGAAGACAUGGACGAGGAUAUUUCCUCCUACUUUACCCCCGUUAUUUUCCCCGCACAAGUUUCGCAAGAUCCACCAGCUACCUUUUCUCCCUCUCCACCUCCCGAAUUACCCCCAGCACCCUUUAUUCCCUCAAUUACUAUUCCCUCUGUCACAAUCCCCUCUUCAUCCUACGACGAAACCAUGGACCCAUCCUCCGAAGAGGACAACGACAACAGCGAUGACCCAGACUUCCAGGAUCCCUCCUACGAGCGCCAGCAGCAACAACUUCACCACCAAUUCUCCUCCGCCAUCUCCAAUACCAACAACGUACCGGAGCUCUCCUCUCCAAGCUCUUCCUCUUCCGGCCCUGAUUCACCCUUCCCCAUCACUCCCAAAACCUCUCCUAAGCGCAAGACCACCAUCAAACGCGCCCGCGCCAAACCCUAUUCCACCGACAAAUCUGCUCGCCGCAAAUCCAGCUCGGGCUCCGAUGACGCGUACGACCCCACCUCCCCUUCUCCUUCAGGCGGCAUCGGCGAAGACGUACACGACCGCUCUCCUGACAAGCCAUACAUAACCUUCCGCUGCAAGAAGACGGGCAAGAUGAUGUUCCAAUGCCGCGCGUGCCCCGACAUUCAGAGCAAGGCGCUCGGGGAUAUGAAGCGGCAUUUGGAGGGCCUCAGGCACCAGAAGCCGAGCUAUAAGUGCGACCCGGAGACGUUUGAGUUUGGGUGUGGGCGGGAAUUCACGAGGACGGACGCCUUGAAGAGGCAUAUCAAGUCAAAGCAUCCGAUGGGAUGGGCGGUAUAUGAAUGGGAGAUGGAAGAGCAGGAGCGUGCGAUGGGCGGGCGUGGCCUGAAGAAGGCAAGGAAGCAAGCUGUGUAA